AUAUCUAAAUAUAGAUUUUUUAUUUACUUAUUUUCGCGUCCAUCGUGAAAGAGAAGAUGGAUUAUUUAGAAAGCAUUAUCAAGUUAGGAAUUUCUCCAGUUGAGAGUUUACAAGUUCUCACGUGCAUGCUCGCAGGGAUAAAUGCCGGAUGUAGUCUUUACGUAGCGGUGGUGGAAGCUCCAAGCCGAGUCAACCUGCCUUUGCAUUCACACUGGGAACAAUGGGUCACAAGCUUCAAGAAGGGGGCGAAACUUAUACCCGCUCUAUUACUGAGUAUGGUCGCGACUUCCGGAGCUGUCUAUUAUCUCAGUCCGCCCUCGCCGGUCCGGAACUUGUGGUUAGUCCCAGUUGGCGCAUGCGCCUUCUCGUUCCUCUACACAGUUAUUGUCAUGGGCCCGGAGAUAAAAGUGUUAUUAGAGAAUGACGUCAUCUCAAAGAAAGGCAAUGACUGGGUCAAACAGGCGACUUCCCGAUGGAUCAGACGUCACUACAUCCGAGUCGUGAUUAUCUUGAUCACGUUCGUGGUGACCCUCUACGCAGCCGUAAAGUCCUAAGAUUUUAUCAACAGGAAGUCUGAAUUUUCCAUGACGAAAUUUAAAAAGUAAAAAGCUAAAAUUUGUGCCUUCAUGUGUAAACUGAGUUUAUUAAUUUUAUAUAAUUUAUGCGUGUGAUUUACAUGUAAUGCAUAUCAUACAUAUAAUAUGUACUUUGCUGCUAUUAUUUUCUGAUAACUUCUCGUUAUUAUUCGUAUAAAUUACAUGUAUAACAUAAUACAUUUGAUUGCAUAAUAUCAAAUAUAUUUACGUAUUACAUUAUAAUUUUUAGGAGCUUUUAUUUUCGCCCCCUUUUAUUUUCGCCCUACUCACAGGAGGGCGAAAAUAAAACGGGGCGAAUGUAAGAAACACAGUAUGAUUUCUUAAAAAGAAUCGAAAUUGGGCGAAUAUAAAACGGGGCAAAAUAUUUUCUAAGUGUGAAAGGGCGAAAAUAACACGGGGCGAAAAUAACCCUGUAUACAGCAUGCAUGUUGUAUGAUUUAUAUCAAUUUUAAAAUUUGAGAAGAUGAGUGAGUUUUGCCGCGUGUAUACUUGUACAUAAUAAUUUAAAAAAUCAAUAAAAUUAAUGUUUUUCCCUCAUA
Saccostrea cuccullata (small rock oyster) is the source of this 1135-nucleotide messenger RNA. RefSeq lists its product as uncharacterized. The transcript is spliced from 3 exons. NCBI's taxonomy places the organism in Eukaryota, Metazoa, Mollusca, Bivalvia, Ostreida, Ostreidae. The coding region runs from base 57 to 554 and encodes 165 amino acids. The record is from RefSeq and is a predicted model, not a curated record.